Messenger RNA from Medioppia subpectinata, 2256 nucleotides. The record is from the annotation of a GenBank genome assembly. NCBI's taxonomy places the organism in Eukaryota, Metazoa, Arthropoda, Arachnida, Sarcoptiformes, Oppiidae.
AUGUCUUUAUAUCAUUGCCAAAGUUGGGCCCAAUUGUGUCCCAUAGGAGUCAAUCCAUUGGAAACUCGGGAUCUUUGCCUGUGUUUUAUGAGUGGUCACGAAAUGGACAGUCACUCAAAACUGGUCCCGAACAUUUGUCUCAUAACAGCCCCUAAAUUAGCCAAAGGUGUCAAACAAAAGGAUCAAACAAUUGGAUCCAAUUUCCAAGUGUUUUGUACAGUAGAGACCGGGUCUUUGCCCGUGUUUUACGAGUGGUUACGAAAUGGACAGACACUCAAAACCAGUCCCGAAGUUAACUAUAAGAUUGAAAAUUUUGAAAUAAAGGUUGUGCCAAAGUUAGGCUCAAUUGUGUCCCAUAAGAGUCUGUUAAUAGGGAGUCGUUUCCAAGUGUUUUGUACCGUAGAGUCGGGUUCAGCGCCCGUACGGUUCGAGUGGUCACGAAAUGGUCGGACACUUAAUCCGAGUCCCGAAUCGAACUAUAAGAUUGAAAACUUUGAUAUGUUUUCAAUAUUUACUAUCAAAGCGAUUGAUACGAGAGAUGCGGCCAACUAUUCAUGUCUGGCCACUAAUGCUAUCGGUUCUGACACUCAGUUUGUGUUGCUUUCAAUCAAAGUGCCAAAGUUGGGUUCAAUUGUGUCCCACAAGAGUCUAUCCAUUGGAAGUUCCUUUCAUGUGUUUUGCUCCAUAGAUUCGGGAUCUGUUCCCGUAUUCUUUGAGUGGACACGAAAUGGACAGUCACUCAAAACUAGUCCCGAAGUUAACUAUAAGAUUGAAAAUUUCAAAAUGCAUUCAACUUUUAUUAUCGAAAGCAUUGAUAGAAGAGAUGCCGGAAAUUAUACAUGUCUUGUGAAGAAUGCCUUCGGAACGCCAAAAUUACUUAAACUCUAUAAUAGGAGUCAAACGAUUGGCUCAAUAUUUCAUGUGAGCUGUUCUAUAGAAGAGGGAUCUCUUCCCGUGUUCUUUGAGUGGACACGAAAUGGACAGUCACUCAAACCAAGUCCUGGUGUUAACUAUAAAAUAGAUAACUUUGAGAUGUCGUCCACUUUUACCAUAAAGAGUAUUGAGAGAAGAGAUGCCGGAAAUUAUUCAUGUCUUGUAAACAAUGGGUUCGGAAGUGACGGACAGAGCCUAUCCAUUGGGAGUCACUUUCAGGUGUUUUGUACGGUAGAGAUCGGAUCUUUGCCCGUGUUUUUUGAGUGGUCCCGAAACGGACGGACACUUAAGCCGAGUCCGGGAGUCGACUAUAAGAUCGAUAAUUUCGAUAAGUUUUCGACGUUUUCGAUAUCAAAGAUCGAGAGAAGAGAUGCCGGAAAUUAUAGUUGUUUUGUUAGCAAUGCUUUCGGUUCUGACACUCAAAAUGUUUUGCUUACCAUUAAAGGUCCCAAACUUGCACCUGUGCUCCGCUCUAAGAAUCAAAGCCAGAAUUCAAUUCUGCAAAUAUUCUGUACCGUUGAAAGUGGUUCACAGCCACUGACGUACGAGUGGCACAAAAACGGCCAGUUGUUGGCCAACAGUGCAAAUAAUUCAUCCCAUUAUAAGAUCGAUAAUUUUCACACAUUUUCCACACUUACUGUCCAGAGUGUUGGGCGAAGAGAUGCUGGAAAUUAUAGCUGUUUUGUGAGCAAUAGGUUUGGCACCGAUUCCCAGAUUGUCUUAUUGACUGUCGAAGUGCCAAAAUUAUCUGCGUUUAUGUUUGAGAGAAGUAUAACCGAAAAGUCAUACUUUCAGCAAAUGUGUGCCGCAGAGGAAGGAUCGAUGCCUUUCCAGUUUAAGUGGCUUUUUAAUGGACAGUCGCUGCCGAUGGCGGCCGACAGCCACCGGAGGAUUGAUAUGCAGAACCGGUCGUCCACUCUGGCCAUCGACGGCGUCCACAAAAGGGAUUCAGGAAAUUACAAAUGUUUAGUCAGUAAUGGCUUUGGCACCGAUUCCCAGAGCAUUUUGCUUACGGUUAAAGUUCCCAAAUUGAAACCUCAUUUGCCAUACAAUAGCCAAACUGAGGGCUCGUAUUACCAGCAGUUUUGCUCCGUUAAGAAGGGUUCGCAACCUUUUUUCUUCGAGUGGUCCAGAAAUGGCCAGACAUUGAGAUCGGGUCCGGAAGUGAACUAUAAAAUUGAUAAUUUUGACCGAUUCUCGACGCUUACGAUCGCAUCGCUAGUGUCUUCAGAUGCGGCCAAUUAUUCAUGUCUUGUGAGGAAUAAUUUGGGAUCUGAUUCUCAAUACGUUGUCCUCACUGUUGAAGUGUAUUUUGUUUUGUAA